AUGGCCGACCGAACCACGCGGUUGAAAACCUGCGGCCUCCAGCUCGCGUCCAAAAUACCCAUCAUCUGCCGCUUCUUCCCCCGCCCGCCACGCAUCAUCACUUCGGAUUCCGCCUUCGAAGAAGAAGGCUCCAAGUACUUUCGCGAAAAGCGCUUCUACCCCGUGCACAUUGGUGGCCUCCUCAACGACCGCUAUCGAGUAGUGGGAAAACUAGGCUUUGGCGCGAACUCUACGAUAUGGCUCUACAAGCCGUAUGUUGUGGUCAAAGUCGGCCGCCAGAAUAGCGUCCAGGGAAGCAGGGAAGCGAGGAUAUACGAAUACAUAAAAUCGGUGCAGUCUUCGCAUCCGGGGGCAGGCCUCGUUCGCAGCAUGCUCGCGUCGUUCGAAUUAACUUUGGACGGAAGUGUGUACUACGGCCUCGUGCACGCGCCGCUGGCUAUGUCGCUGAGGGACCUGCGCAAGGGGUAUGUGGAUUGCAGGGUGCCGGUGGAGAUGGUACGAUGGGUAGUGCGGAACGUGCUGCUUGCGUUGGACUUUCUGCACGAGAGCGGCAUUGUACAUACCGAUCUGCAGGACGGAAACAUCAUGUUCCGCCUCACCUCCCCCUCUCCCCUGCACGCCUUUUCAAAAGCCGAAUCCCUCAGGCCCAGCGCCCGCAAACACAUCCCAGACCUGCCCUACACCGUCUACCAAUCCCGUCCGCUGGCCUGGGAGAACCACUUCGGCGUCCCCAUCCUCUCGGACUUCGGCCUCGCGCGGUACGGCGAGCAGACCUUCAGCGCCGACGCGCGCGUCCAGCCGCUGCAGUACCAGGCGCCCGAGGUCAUUCUCAAACUGGGCUGGGACUGCAAAAUCGACAUUUGGAAUCUCGGAUGCGUGGUGUACAAUUUGCUGAGCGGUGAGCUGCUGUUCAGGGGCGUGGACGACGCGCUGGGUUGUUGGAUGGCGGCGCGGCAUUUGCGGGAAGUUAUUGAAGUGCUGGGGAUGCCGCCUCGGGACUUGUUCGCCGGGAAGGUGAUGGGAAGGGCGGUGGGGUUUGAUGAGCGAGGUGCGUUAUACCCACCCCCCUUUCUUUCUUUCUUGUAG
Molecule: messenger RNA, 1086 nt
Organism: Trematosphaeria pertusa
Lineage: Eukaryota; Fungi; Ascomycota; Dothideomycetes; Pleosporales; Trematosphaeriaceae
Product: kinase-like protein
Exons: 3
Coding region: 1-1086 (361 amino acids)
Biological process (GO): spliceosomal complex assembly; regulation of mRNA processing; protein phosphorylation
Molecular function (GO): protein kinase activity; ATP binding
Source: RefSeq, a predicted model, not a curated record